CACCCCUUCACCACGAACCAUGGCUCUUGGCAACGCGAAGACCCCCCAACGGCGUGAGCUCCAUAAAUCAUGAGAAUUUUAUUAAACAAGACUCCCUUCCCUCUCCCAUUCCGCCUGGGCAGAACUCCACAAACUUCUUUGUAAUUUCGUGUCUACUUGACUCCAUAUUUCAACAUCAUUCCGCCCCGUUGACAACUUCUCUUCUCUUCUCCUCUCCAUCGCGCAUCUUGGACGAAGCUCUCACGCAGCCUCCGACUCGAUCUCGACCAUUUCUCGUCUCUCACUCAUUACCACCAAUUGCUUCUGAGUUUCGACUCACAACACCACGCACCUACUUCAAAAUGGCCGAAGACGGAGGAAACCAGGGCGGAGUUGCUAUCACAGCAGCAGCAAACGACACCGCCCCCAAAAAGUUGACUCCAGAUUCGCGAAACACCACUCUCACCAAGUCAGGCUUCGAGCUUGGCACCACCAGCUUCGCCACCACUCCAAUUGGAUCGCGACGAAACAGUGUGCAGAUGGAGGACUACUUCGUAUGAGCCAAUUCGCCCAAUACGUGAUUCUGCCUGUCUAACAUUGUACAGGUUGGUCCUAGAGAUCUCGACAGACAUUCCAAACUACCUUACUUCCUGCGAAUGCAUGGCAGUGUCCUCCCUCAGAUGAUCCUGCCAUUGACCUUUGCUGGAGGUUGGGCUACUCUCAUUACCUGCAUAUCCGAGUUUGUUUUCGAUCGUAAGCAACCCGAAAUUCCCUCCAAAUGCCAUCCACAUCCUCUAAUCUCUACUCUCAGUGGGCAUUUCAAAUACUCUCCUGACAGUUCUUGGUUUCGUCGUCGGUUUGGCCCUGUCCUUCCGUAGCAGCACCGCAUAUGAACGUUACUCCGAUGGGCGAAAGUCCUGGACCGUGGUCUCAGUCCAAUGCCGAAAUCUGGCUCGAUACAUCUGGGUCCAUACCAUUGAACGAGAGGGUGAGCUUGGCAAACAGGACUUACUCGCCAAGGUGACGUCGAUCAACAUGAUUCUUGCAUUUGCUGUUUCCCUCAAACACAAGCUCCGUUUUGAGCCUUACGCACACUACCCUGAUAUCCACAGCCUGGUCAGCCACCUCGAUACAUUCGCCAUGGCUGCACACAAGGAUUCCAAUUUGAUCGAGCCUAAGAAGAACGUUUUCAAGAAAGUUGGAGAAUACCUUGGCAUCACCUUUGCUAGCAGCAACCCUCGAAAGGUCCUCAAGCGAGCGGAAGCCCCACUCGGAAACCUUCCUCUAGAAAUCUUGACCUACCUAGGCUCUUACAUUGAAGAAAUCAACAGUAACGGUACUCUCAAGCAGGCCGUCGUUUCGAGUCAAAUGCGUAGGUGUCUUUUUUGAAUAUCUUUUUUACGACCACAAUUGAAACCAGCUAACGUGCGAAAUAGUGGUUUGUCUCGCAAGUUUGACCGAUGCCCAGGCCCAAGCGGAGCGUGUUCUUACCACCCCUCUACCAAUCGGUUACAAUAUCUUGAUCUCACAAAUCGUCAUCUUAUACAUCUACAUUCUCCCUUUCCAAUUGUAUAGCGCACUCGGAUGGAUCACCAUUCCUGGUGUUCUAGCUGCAGCAUAUAUUAUCAUGGGUCUCGCCGCCAUCGGAAACGAACUCGAAAACCCAUUUGGAAACGACGUCAACGAUCUCCCUCUCGACACCUACUGCAAGGAACUCAGUCAAGAACUCGAUGUCUUGAUGAGUGUCAAGGCACCACAAUUUAGCGACUUCCUGAACACGAGCAGCAACAACCAAGUGCUCUGGCCAUUGAGCUCUAGCGGAUACAAAGAGUGGAAGGAGCGAAGCGAGGACGACAUCCGAAGUGCAUUGAGAGCCAAGGUUUUUGCUGCCAAAGCUUCAUACUCGACAGCCAGUGCCCCGCCGCAAUCCAAGAAUGGAACUUUUCGCACGGGAACACGCUCGGGCACCGCGACUUCUGAGAAAACUGGCGGUCCAAGUUUGAGAGAAAACGUUGCUAUGCGAGUCUGAUUCUCGAUCAUCCGAUGAAAUCGUCAUAAAUCGGCUCGACUGUCCCUUUUUUUUUUUUUUUUUUUUUUUUUUUUCCAAUGAAAAGCUUUCUGCGUUUCAUCAACUGAUUUUACUUCGUUGGUUAUUACGAGCGAUGGGGGGAUCAGGAUCACCAAAACAUAGCGUGGGCGUUUAAAUCUUUUUGUACUUUGUGAAAAUAUUUUGCUGUAUUAGAUUUCAAGGGAGGGUUACACAUACGAUGACUCGGUCGGUGGGUAUGUCAUAUAUACGAUAUGGCUGGCACGAGCACAUACAGACGUACAUACAUGACUCUCUUCCCUGAGGGCUAGAGGGCUUACGUGUACUACUACAAAUGGAUAAUAAUGGUUU
Molecule: messenger RNA, 2377 nt
Organism: Hymenoscyphus albidus
Lineage: Eukaryota; Fungi; Ascomycota; Leotiomycetes; Helotiales; Helotiaceae
Source: the annotation of a GenBank genome assembly